UUUCCCCGGGAAGACGCUUUGGCGCGGAAUCUGUUGUAUUGCAUCCGCGCUUCUGAGAGAAAGAUAAUCCUUACAUUACCUCACACGAAGUACUUACAUUAAUAACUUAAGUUAAUGGCUCCCGUUUCAAAUUCCGGUAAAGACACUGACGGUGGAGAUUACGAUGCAUCAGACACAUGUGGCAUCGCUUCCUCGCGCUCCAGGCGAGAGAAAAAAGAGAAAGUGGGGCGCAAGUCGGCUUUGGAGCAGCUUAAACGAGCCAAGAAAGGAGAAAAGGUUAAAUAUGAGGUGGAGGAUUUGACCAGCGUGUAUGAAGAGGUGGAUGAAGAACAAUACUCCAAAUUAGUGCGUGAGAGGCAGGAUGAUGAUUGGAUCAUUGAUGACGAUGGGACGGGUUAUGUGGAGGAUGGUAGAGAGAUCUUUGAUGAAGAAUUGGAUGAUGACGCUCUGGAGAAGGCUACAAAAGGUAAAGCAGGUGGAAAGGCAGGAAACUCAAAGAAGAAUGUAAAGAAAAUGGCCGUCAGUAAACCCAACAGCAUUAAAAACAUGUUCAUGAACAGCAAUGUGAAGAAGCCGGCUGAGAAAGAUGUGGAUUUGUCCAAAGAUGAUCUGCUGGGAGAUAUUCUACAGGAUCUGCACUCUGAGAAACCACUUGUGCUCACACCUCCACCAGUAAUCACCUUGAAGAAAAAGAAAACUUUGGGAUCCCCUAUGAAUCCAUUUUCAGUUAAACCACAGGUGCCAAAGGAUUCACCUGAAGUCCAGAAAUCAAAGCCCAGGCCUUCAGUGACACAGGUUCCUCCAGCUGAGUUUUCACCCAGACCUGCUGCUCAAACCACCUCCGGUAAACCAGCUGCCACACAACAGAUAAAGAAACCCAAGAAAGAGGAGCCUAAAGAAGAGGCAGUUGAGUUCGAUGAGAUGGAUUUUGAUGAACCCAUGGAGGCAGAGAACCGGGAAGUGGAGCCGGUGAAUGUAAAUGUGGAGCCUGAGGCCACACCUACUCUUAAAGUGGAACCCAAAACCGAGCCGAAGGAUGAGAUGUUGAUAUCUGGAAUGGUUGGUGGUAUGGGUUGGGAAAAGAUGGAGGAGGCCGACCCCACCGAAAGUCAUGUGGAAGUGCAAGUGGAUGCCAGUCACUUACCUCUGGUGGAGGGACCUGAUGGAGAUAAGGUUUUCCGUUUCUACUGGCUGGAUGCUUUUGAGGACCAGUACAACCAACCUGGUGUGGUGUACCUGUUUGGAAAGGUGUGGAUCGAAUCUGCAAAAGCUUACGUAAGCUGUUGCGUUGCUGUCAAGAAUAUUGAGAGGACAUUGUAUCUUCUGCCCAGAGAACAUAAAGUAAAUCUGGCAACCGGUGAGGUGACAGAAGUUCCAGUAGGAUUGAUGGAUGUGUACCAGGAGUUCAACAGUCUUUCUGAGAGGUUUAAAAUCAUGAAAUUUAAGUCCAAGCCAGUGACCAAGAGCUAUGCCUUUGAAAUGCCAGAUAUUCCCUCACAGAGCGAGUACCUUGAAGUCAGAUACUCUGCUGAGCUUCCUUCAUUGCCAUCUGAGCUGAAAGGCUCAACGUUUUCCCAUGUUUUUGGCACCAACACCUCCAGCUUGGAGCACUUGCUGCUUAACCGGAAGAUCUGUGGACCUUGCUGGCUAGAUGUCAAGACUCCUCAGUUGAGCAAUCAGCCUAUUAGCUGGUGUAAAGUGGAGGCCAUAGCGCAGAAGUGUGAUCUGAUCUCAAUUGUUAAAGACCUGCCACCUCCUCCCCUGGUCGUCAUGUCCAUAAGCCUCAAGACUGUGCAGAACCAAAAGACUCACCAGAAUGAGAUUGUUUCCCUGGCUGCCCUUAUUCAUUAUAGCUUUGCCCUGGACAAAGCUCCACCACGACCACCUUACCAGACCCAUUUCUGUGUGGUGAGCAAACCCAACGACUGUGUCUUCCCAUAUGACUUUAAAGAUGCUGUCAGGAAAAAGAAUGGGAUAGUAGAGAUAGCAGGCACAGAGCGUGCACUAUUGGGCUUCUUUUUGGCCAAGAUGCACAAGAUUGAUCCAGAUGUUUUGGUGGGUCAUGACAUCUUUGGGUUUGACCUGGAAGUGCUCCUGCAGAGGAUUACCGUGUGCAAAGUGCCACACUGGUCCAAGAUCGGCAGGCUAAGAAGAGCCAACAUGCCAAAACUGGGGGGUCGCAGCGGCUUUGCGGAGAAGAGUGCCACUUGUGGGCGCCUGGUGUGUGACAUUGAGAUCUCUGCCAAAGAGCUCAUCCGGUGUAAGAGUUAUCACUUGACUGAGCUGGUGGCCCAGAUCCUGAAGACAGAGAGGGUGGUGGUGCCUCCAGAAAACAUCAGGAACUUCUUUAGUGACUCCCCUCACCUUCUCUACCUUUUGGAGCUCACCUGGAUGGAUGCCAAGCUGAUCCUGCAAAUCAUGUGUGAGCUGAAUGUGCUCCCUUUGGCAAUGCAGAUCACAAACAUCGCUGGUAACAUCAUGUCUCGCACUUUGAUGGGGGGACGUUCGGAGAGGAAUGAGUUCCUACUGCUCCACGCUUUCCAUGAGAGGAACUUCAUUGUUCCAGACAAACAGUUCUACAAGAAGCCACAACAAGAUCCUAGAGAUGAUGAUAUUGAUCCUGGAAAAAGCAAGUCGAACAAAGUGAGGAAGAAGGCAGCGUAUGCUGGAGGUUUGGUGUUGGAGCCAAAAGUUGGUUUCUAUGACAAGUUUAUUUUGCUGUUGGACUUCAACAGUUUGUACCCUUCCAUCAUCCAGGAGUUUAACAUCUGUUUCACAACUGUCGAGAGGGGUGCUACCAACUCGCGCAAGAAAACUCAGGAGGAUGAUGAUAAUGAGAUUCCCGAGUUGCCAGAUCAAAGUCUGGAGAUGGGCAUUCUUCCCAAAGAAAUUCGAAAACUGGUGGAGCGUCGACGUCAGGUCAAACAGCUAAUGAAGCAACAGGACCUCAAUCCUGAUCUUUACAUGCAGUAUGAUAUUAGACAGAAGGCCCUCAAGCUGACGGCUAACAGCAUGUAUGGAUGCCUGGGAUUUUCCUUCAGUCGCUUUUACGCCAAGCCUUUGGCUGCACUGGUCACUCAUAAAGGACGAGAGAUUUUGAUGCACACCAAAGAAAUGGUGCAGAGGAUGAAUCUGGAGGUCAUAUACGGAGAUACUGACUCCAUCAUGAUCAACAGUAACAGCACCAACCUGGAGGAGGUCUUCAAACUGGGAAACAAGGUGAAAAGCGAGGUGAAUAAACUCUAUAAGCUCCUGGAGAUUGACAUCGAUGGGGUAUUUAAAUCCCUUCUGCUGCUGAAGAAGAAGAAAUAUGCGGCACUGAUGGUUGAGCCACAGGGGGAUGGCAAAUACACCACCAAACAGGAACUCAAAGGCCUUGACAUUGUGCGCAGGGACUGGUGUGACCUGGCCAAGGAGUGCGGCAAUUACGUGAUUGGUCAGAUUCUGUCAGAUCAGAGUCGCGACACCAUCGUGGAGAACAUUCAGAAACAUCUGAUUGAGGUUGGAGAGAAGGUCGCCAGUGGCAGUAUCCCACUCAAUAUGUUUGAGAUAAAUAAGGCACUGACAAAGGACCCUCAGGACUACCCCGACAAGAAGAGUCUCCCUCACGUUCACGUUGCCCUCUGGAUCAACUCUCAGGGUGGCAAGAAGGUUAAAGCCGGUGACACGGUGUCUUAUGUCAUCUGUCAGGACGGUUCUAACCUGCCAGCCAGUCAGAGGGCGUACGCUCUGGAACAGCUGCAGAAACAGGAAGGUCUCAGCUUGGACACGCAGUACUACCUGUCCCAGCAGGUGCACCCUGUGGUGGGCCGAAUCUGCGAGCCCAUCGAGGGCAUUGACGCAGUACUUAUUGCAACCUGGCUAGGGCUCGACCCAAGUCACUUUCGAGCCCACCAGCAGCAGCAGAGAGAGGACGAGGGAGACAACUUCCUGGGAGCGCCGGCCCAGCUCACCGACGAGGAGCGCUACCGUGAUUGUGAGAAGUUUACUUUCUCUUGCCCUGACUGCGGUACAGAAAACAUCUAUGACAACGUCUUUGAAGGGACGGGAAGCUCCUUACAGCCUAGUUUGAAGAGUUGCUGUCACGUCCCGUGUGAUGCCAGCCAGUUGGAACAUGGCUUACGGAUAAGCAACAAACUACAACUGGACAUUCGCCGUCAUAUCAGGAAAUACUACAAUGGUUGGCUGCUUUGUGAGGAUCAGGCUUGUCGGAAUCGAACUCGCCGACUGCCCAUUGCCUUCUCGAGGUCCGGCCCGAUCUGCCCUGUCUGUCUCAGAUCCACACUGAGACCAGAGUAUUCUGAGAAAACCCUGUACAACCAGCUGUGCUUCUACAGAUACAUCUUCGAUUGGGAAUACGCCGUCAACAAGGUCCUGCCAGAGGAGGAUAAACGGAUGUUCAAGAAUGGCUGGGAAAGAGAAAGGAAAGUGUACAAAAUGCUGAAGGCUGUAACCGAGAGCACCCUUGCCACCAGCGGAUACUCGGAGGUCAACCUCGCCAAACUCUUCCAGGCUUUUACAAUGCUCAACUGAUGACCAAAGCGUGUUAUCAUAUUUAUGUCACAUCUGGCCUGCUCUUCCCUUCCUGGUUUGGCCCUCGUUGUAAAUACACUUUGUGAUUUUGUAAUCUAUGCUGUUUUCUAGCGUUUUCUUUAUAAUUGUGAUCUGUGGCACCGUUUUUGGGUAUGAUGGAUCGAUGUGAGGUCAGAGGUGACGAACCAACAGUCAAUCUGCAUGUAAUGACCAAGUCUUGAGCACCUGUCUCUUGCAGUAAUCUGUGUUCUUGUGUUCCAUCCUAUUUAGCCUUUGUCCAGGUCUAAUCGAUGAUGAAUCUGUGGUAAAAUGGCCGUGAUAAGGGGCUAAAGACACUCUCAACACAGCCUAGCCCCCCACUUCUCGGUACCACCACACAGGGUUUUUAGGGAUAACAAUCAGGAGUAAUGACGGGCAAGUUCAUGGGGGGCUCGUAGCGAUUUGAAGGGGUCUUAGUUCAGUAAUGACUCCUACUACCCCCUUCAUUUUUAAUGGAACAGCAAUUAGCCAGUGAUACAGAGGUAGUCGGUGAUUUGCUGAGUUUUGAAGGAUUGAACUAUUGUUUGAACUCUUCUCAGUUUGUUAUCAAUUCAAUAUUGCUUUUAUGUGUCAGUGCCUGAAAGCUGACGGUUCCUCAGUAACCUCGCAAUGUUUUUGCUCGUGUGUUUCGCAUUAGACGUCCAUUGUCUUAAUUGUUUUUGAUAUGAAACCUCAAUAAAAGUAUUUCAUAAGACCUUCAUUUUCCAUUUUUUA
Molecule: messenger RNA, 5286 nt
Organism: Triplophysa rosa
Lineage: Eukaryota; Metazoa; Chordata; Actinopteri; Cypriniformes; Nemacheilidae
Gene: pola1
Product: polymerase (DNA directed), alpha 1
Exons: 37
Coding region: 115-4533 (1472 amino acids)
Biological process (GO): DNA replication; leading strand elongation; mitotic DNA replication initiation
Cellular component (GO): alpha DNA polymerase:primase complex
Molecular function (GO): DNA replication origin binding; single-stranded DNA binding; chromatin binding
Source: RefSeq, a predicted model, not a curated record